Molecule: messenger RNA, 12353 nt
Organism: Penaeus chinensis
Lineage: Eukaryota; Metazoa; Arthropoda; Malacostraca; Decapoda; Penaeidae
Gene: mon2
Product: protein MON2 homolog
Exons: 34
Coding region: 260-5458 (1732 amino acids)
Source: RefSeq, a predicted model, not a curated record
CGAGGACCUGCCAACUCAGCUGGGAGUUCCUUUUCUGUGGCUCUUUUCACCGCUAUUUCGCCUCUUUUUUCAAUCAAGAUGCCAUGGGCGGCGGAGGAGUGGCGCUGCAGUGAUCAAGAGUGACGUUCCCGUGCCAAAUAAGAGGUGUGGCAAAAAAAGGAGAAAAGAUAUAAAGAUAGAAAAGAAAAAGAACAUCAAGCAACAAAGGGGGGCAGAAAGUACAGGGUUUGGAGAGAACAGGAAAUUUUGAAAAGAACACAUGAAUUCUGCAGCCAUGUCUAAUGAAGGGAGAGCAGCCAAGAUCCUCGAUGCCUUGCAGAAUGACCUUAAGUCCCUCUGCAUGGAGACAAAGAAAAGAUAUCCUCACAUUAAAGAUUCCUGUGAGGAAGCCAUCAUCAAAGUCCGUGGGGCAGCAAUGAACCCCCAGUCUUCGCUGGCUCAGAUAACCUCUCAGAUACUUUACCCACUUGUGCAGGCUGCAGAAACAAAGGACCCCAAAAUUGUUAAGCUAGCUUUAGCAAUAAUGCAGCGGCUAAUAGUCGCUGACGUUGUUGAUGAAAGCAGUGGAGAGCAUGUUGUGGAGACGUUGUGGAUGCUGAUGGAAACAGGUGUGGAGGAGCUGAAGGUUCUCCAGACGGUAACAUUAUUACUUACUACAAGCACUGUGAUCCAGGGACCAAACCUUGCAAAGGCACUAGUUUUAUGUUUUCGGCUACACUUCACUAAGGAUGCUACUGUUGUAAAUACUGCCAGUGCCACAGUGCGCCAGCUAGUGAGUGUGGUGUUUGAAAGGGUUGUUGCAGAGGAUGCAAAGCACUAUCAAGAGGAGGAGGGAAACAAAAAUGACUCAGACGAGAGCGUGAGCCUUGAGGAGUUGAAGGUGUUGAGUUCCAGUCCACCAAAGACAUUGAGACCUGCUGCCGCUGAUGCGUAUCUCAUGUUCCAGGACCUGGUGCAGCUUGUGAAUGCUGACCAGCCCCUGUGGUUAUUAGGUCUCACAGAGAUGACACGCACCUUUGGCUUAGAACUCCUCGAGUCCGUCCUUACAACAUUCCCUGCUGUUUUUUACCAUACAGGCUUUGACGAGGGGAUGAGAACGUUUGGUCUGGAACUGCUUGAGUCCAUCCUCACCACUUACCCGACCAUUUUCCAUGAUCACCCAGAGUUCAACUUCUUGCUGAGGGACCGCGUGUGCGCCCUUGUGAUCAAGCUAUUCUCACCGAACAUCAAGUACCGAGCGUCAGUCCCCGCCAGUGUCCAGCAAGCCACUCCCCUGGACAAGCCCUACUUCCCCAUCGCCAUGAGGCUGCUGCGUGUCGUGUCAGUCCUCAUUCAGAAGUAUUAUCCCUUGUUGGUCACACAGUGUGAGAUCUUCCUCUCAUUCAUGGUGAAAUUCCUGGAUGGAGACCGGCCAGUGUGGCAGCGUGGCUUGGCCCUGGAAGUUCUGCACAAGAUUGCCACACAGCCAGAGCUCCUCAAGUCUUUCUGCACCAAUUAUGACAUGAAGCCCCAUGCAACAAAGAUAUUCCAGGACAUUGUAAAUAGCUUGGGAUCCUUUGUCAAAUCCCUCUUCAUGUCCCCCCAAUCAAGCAUAACCUCCCAGUUGGCUGGGGGAGGGCAGGGAGGAGGGCAGGGGCAGUCGCCGGCCAUGCUUGCUGGUAUGCCUGUAGGCCCAGGUGUCUCCCCACAGCCUGCCUUUUUCUAUAGGGGUGUCUAUCUUCCCCUGUGUGUCAACAUUCCCACAGGGCAGGCUAAGUCAUCUUACCUUGAGAUGCUGGAUAAGCUGGAGCCUCCAAACAUCCCAGAUGGCUACGGUGUAAGUGUUGCCUACUACUGCCUGCUGGACAUCAUACGCUCCAUUCACUUGGUGAUGAUGGGACCCCAAGCUACAAAUGAUGGCCAAACAGGACUAAUGGAUCAGUACAAGCCAACGGAGGGUGACAGGAAGAUCCAUGAACAGCUGGUGAACUCUGCAUGGUGUGGCCUUUUGUCAGCACUUACUGUGUUGUUAGAAGCCUGCACAGAUGAAGCUGCCACAGAAAAUAUACUUAAAGCUAUGCAGACCUUUGCCAGUCUAGCAGGUAAACUAGAGCUGACAACCCCUCGUGACACUUUCAUCACAGCCCUUUGCAAGUCGUGUCUGCCUCCACACUACACCUUGACAGUCCUCAAUAAUGCAAGUGUUGCUGCUGCAUCUUCAUCAAUGUCUCGGGGUCAUCAACGCUCACCCAGUGCCGAAUCUCAGCACCCGUACUAUGACGCUGAGUACUCCUUACAGGUACGACACCAGGUAGUAGCUGUGGGGACAGCUCUCGCAACCCCAUCUUUACCUGUAGGAGCACAACAAGGCCCUGUGAUGCUUACCAAUAAGAACCUGCAGUGCAUGCGUGCGACACUCUCAAUGGCCCACUGCCAUGGGGGAGUCCUAGGGGCAGCCUGGCACCUCCUCCUAACUACACUGCAGCACCUUGUUUGGAUCUUAGGACUCAAGCCAUCCACAGGGGGUAGUUUAAAGGCUGGAAGAAGCACAACAGAGACCAAUGCUGUCAUAACAACAGCUGUGAUAGCAGACCUUCCUGUUCUGUCUUCUAUGCUGAGCCGUCUCUUUGAGUCCUCUCAGCAUUUGGAUGACGUUGCCCUUCAUCACCUCAUUGAUGCACUCUGCCAGCUCUCUCGAGAGUCAAUGGAGCUAGCAUAUACCAACAGAGAACCCUCUUUGUUUGCUGUAGCAAAAUUGCUUGAAACGGGGGUUGUUAACCUUGGAAGAGUGGAAGUGCUAUGGAGGCCAGUGACCAAUCACCUCUUGGAUGUAUGCCAACAUCCGCAUGUACGGAUGAGAGAGUGGGGCGUGGAGGCUGUCACCUACUUGGUUAAGGCUGCCCUCACACACAAACACAACCCUCCUUUGAAGGAUAAUCAGAAACUGCAGACGCUGUUGUUAUCGCCAUUAUCAGAAAUAUCACUUGUGGGCCACCCUGAUGUACGGCAAAAGCAACUGGAGUCUCUCCUGCAUAUCCUUCACUCCUGUGGUGAGCUCUUGCAUCAUGGCUGGCCUCUGAUCCUGAAUAUCAUUGGGGCUAUUAAUGACAAUCACAGUGAGCAUUUGGUGCGACUGGCCUUCCAGUGCUUGCAGUUGGUGGUUACAGAUUUCCUGCCCCUCAUGCCAUGGGCUUGCUUACCUCUCACUGUGGAUACAGCAGCAAAGUUUGGUUCUCAGACUCAAGAGCUGAAUAUCUCUCUCACUGCUAUUGGCCUUAUGUGGAACAUCUCGGACUAUUUCUACCAGAAUCAGGAGAAGCUUCGUGCCUCCCUUACAUCUGACAACCAAGUAUUCCCUGACUUCCCUGGGGUACCCAACAUGCCGCCUUUUGACAAGCUGUGGAUGUGCCUCUAUGCUAGACUAGGUGACUUAUGUGUUGACUCAAGACCAGCUGUUCGCAAGUCUGCAGGCCAGACAUUAUUCUCCACAAUUGCAGCUCAUGGUGCAUUACUUCACAACCAAACUUGGCAAGCAGUCUUGUGGCAGGUAUUGUUCCCUCUACUGGACAAAGUACGUCAGUUGUCGGACUCUGCAAGCACAGACAAAGUGGACCAAGGUGGCAAUAUUUUGAUACAUCACUCACGCAACACUCAGCAGAAACAGUGGGCUGAGACACAGGUGCUGACACUGUCUGGUGUAGCGAGGGUGUUCAGUACAAAGCAGAAGAUCCUUCAGGGAUUGGGUGACUUUCCACGGGCAUGGGCUCUUCUGCUGGACUUCAUCCAUACAGCGGCACUCUCCAAAAGCAAUGAGGUAUCUUUAGCUGCUCUUAAGUCACUCCAGGAGAUGCUUCAGGCAGGACGGUCAUCUACUGUUGUCUCAUCAGGUUCCUCAGAUGACUUAAGUUCCUCCUCAAGUCUACAGUCUCCUCUUCCAGAAGAUUCUAUAGCAAAUUGGAACACUGCUUGGAAAGUGUGGCACACCAUUGGGACAGAAGUGACCAAACCUCCACCAGAAGAAGUGACAAGAGGUUCUGAUGCAUAUAUUCCUUCUCAGCCUUUCCUCACUGCCUUGGUUCAUAUUUUCCCACACCUUUUCCAGCAUAUAAAACCAAGAUUUGUUGUUAGUGACUUUACCCGAUUGGCGGCAGUGCUGUCUGGCUGUGUAUCAGUCCCUGUUCAUGGGGAAUCCUCUCCCUUCAUUCAUCCAUCGUUCACGGAUGUUGUGGUGACACCUCUACAAGAGGGUGUCUUGCAGGCCCUCACUGUAAUAGAGAAGGAGAUAACAGAAGGAAGUGUAUCAUCCAGAGCUAUGGUUCCAGAACUCUUCACUCUACUUCUCCAGUUUUCACACUACAGUUGUCAGGCUCCUAGUUAUGGGAAUGUGCUCACAAGACCUCACACUACCAAGGGCUCGUUUUAUUUACAGGCAGAUUGGGUGACUAUGAACUUCGUGCCAUUUGCUGAGCGCUCCAUGUCCAUGUUGGUGACUCUGUAUCAAACCACCUGUGCCUGGAAGGAGGUGAUAGAGGCUCAAGUUUUGAAGAAUAUUAUACAGGGUAUUACAAUGCCCCUCCACAAAAAGUAUCGGUGCCCGGCACAGACCACAUGGAAGCUGGCUAUUACAACACUCCUCGCAGUGCUGCAGGAAGGCCUGCAACUUGCGAGAGAACAUCCGACUCACUUCCGGGAAAUGUGGCCUGUCUUGGCCACUGCCCUUGAGAGUUUCCUAUUUUCUGAGAGCCCACCCCCAGCAAACCAAAGCAGCGAAGAUGCAGAGAGAGACGAGAGCAUAGACUGCCAAGUAGUGGAACUCAUACGUGAGGAAAUCUUACCAUACGCUUCCACGACUCCCAGUGACUUUAUUGUCUCCAUUAUGGUACUACUUAAUAAGGGUUCAAUAGAAUCUGCAUCAGGAGGGGAUUCAGAGUGUGAAGGCUUCAAGCUGCGAGAGGAGUUUGCCAAGACAUGCUUCGAGACCCUCCUGCAGUUCUCAUUACUCGCACCAACUGAUUUUGAUGUCAAGCUUGAUGGCUCAGCUCAAGGCUCAACAGGAAACAUGGAUAAAUUAGGAGCCGCCCCUCACGCGACCACGAAAUUAGCUGUCACGUCUCUGCUUCAUCGGUUUAGAGAAGUCCUUGUCAAGUAUGUGGAAGAUGAGAAGCUAAGUGGGAAGGCACCACUUCCAAGGCAUAGAAUAGCUGAAAUAAGUUUUGUAUUAAAGGCCAUAGCAACAUUGUUGAAAUCCUUAAAGACAGCACCAGUUGAGAAAGUGGACAGUAUGACCUGGGCACAGCUGAUUGGACUGUAUCCCCACCUGGUGGAAGUAGGAGGUGCCAGCAACAAUGGGACUCCACAGCUAUGGCGUUCCCUGAGAGAAGUCCUUUUGCAGUAUGCCCAGCUGUUGCGUGCUCCUGUGGCCACCUCGGAGGCUGAUAGCAAUGAUAAUCAGGUUGUCAGUAUGGUGAAUGGAACAUAGAGGAGGAAAUAAAGUAUUAGAUAUUUAUUUGAAAUGUCAUUUUAAUACAUGAUGUAGGUUGAGUGAAUAUUAGUAUUAGGAAAGACUGUGGUUUGGAAAUUGUAUUUUUGGGUAUUGUUUUUUAUUAUUACAAGAAAAGAAAAUUUAGGCCAUUGCUGUAGAAAUAAGGACAUUGAUUGUGUUCAGGGAAACCGAAUGCAAAAAAGAGAGGGAAAGAGGGAGAGAAAGUAAUUAAUUAAAGCAGUUUGAUAAUGAAACUAAGCAGUGGAUGAAAGAAGCUGGAAAUUUUGAUUGAGCACACCCAUUAUGAUAUAAGAGAGAUAUCACAUUUUGAUAAUGCUUCUGAAUCCAUGUAUGGAUAGUAAUGGCAGCUCAAUGUGUUAAGAAAAAUGAAAAUUAAAUUUAUUUUAUAUUUUUUUUCUAGGGAUUUGAGGUCAUUAUUAACAGUACUAUUAUUUUAUUUGAAAUGUGCCAGUUUAGCAUAGAUAAGUGAGCUCAUGUGGUUUAUAAGCAGCAGAAAAACCUACCAUGUUUAUUUUCUCCAAUUGCAUAGUGAUACACAAAAGUCUGUGGAAAUGAAUGUGAUGUCUUUUUGAUGAUUGACCAUAAGAGUCUGUUGAAAAAUGGAGAUGCCAUUUUCUGUGUGUGGCUGGUGAUUGAUGACUGUUGUCCACGUGAACCAAAGCUGAAAUGAAGGAAAAAUACGGAAUUCCGAUUUACUCCUAAGAAACCUCACCACCUUUUAAUAUAUUUUUUCCCCCCCACCACUUCCCAUCCACAUACACACCACUGAAUGUAUGUGAGCUUUGCAUAACCGAGGAGUAUCAAGGUGGUCUGACUUGCAAUAUUCCUAUGCACGCUGUUUUGCAGAUCACUUUUCAAUAAAUUGCUUUGCUGUUUCUCUGUUGAGUGAUCUGUAUGCAGCUUUCUGGUACUGUUAUAUAUAGAUAUAUAUAUAUAUGAAUAUAUGUUUAUUAUGAAGGCUUAUUACAGUAUAAGUUUAAUAUAUAAGAAAUGUGUACCUGUCCAUGGGAGCAAAGAGAAAAUGGGAUAUGGAAUUGAAUUUUUUGAGUGUUUUUCUCUUUUCUUCUGAAUUAGACUAUAGAGAAUAAAAUUUGUCUUUAAGGUAGAACUGAUCUGCCAUCAUGCAAAUAUUAUAAUAUGUUUUGUCUGCAGUGGUUAUCUAUACAAAAUGGAGGUGUAAUAUAUAUAUGUAUAUAUUUUUCAUUUUUUUCUUUGCUUUCUUUCUUAUUUUUCUGUUUUUCUUUUUUUUUUCUAAUUUUAUUUAUUUAUUUUUUUUUUUUUAAGAAAUCAAUUUUAUUUGACUCUUCAUUUUUUACUGCAUGAUGUAAAUGAGAAGGUGAGAUCUUUGGUCACUUACUCUUCUAGAGUCCAGAUAUUUCAAAAAUAUUUUUUUUUAUACAGCUCCCUUUAUUGGGAGGGCAUUUUCUUUCAAAUCUUAGUUACUGUCUUGGACUUUCGUAGGUAUGGUGCAUUUUUUUCUGUUAGGCAAUGUAUUCUGUAUUUAUACUAUUGUUUUUAUUAUUUUUUUUAAAAGUUCUAGUGUAUGCCCAGUUCAGGUUUGAAAAUACUUUGUCCAGAGGAGAAUAACUAGAGAAUGUAUAAACACAUAAUGGAUACAUUGUCUUAUUCUUUCAAUCUUUCUCUAUUUUGUUCCUGGUGUUCUGGACAGUAUGCUGCCAUUUGUGUAGCAGAUGAUGUAUUUCAUAUUUUGCCUUUCAGAAGUAUUUGAAGGUAAUUUUGCUGCCAGUCCUUGCAAGUCUGUGGUAACAUCCUGUAUUGAACAGAAGGGCCCCAAUCUUACCGGCCACUUAAUAUUACUGAGCAGGAAAUGGUAAGAGUGCUAAUGCUAUUCACGCCCUGAUUUAUAGGUAGGCAAGAAGGGUAGCUUCCUAGGGUCCUCAACAUCUUUUGGGCCUUCACAUUUUAGGUACAUUCACAUGUGCUUGAUUCCUCUAAAGACUAUAUGUGUAAUAAUUUUACAGUGAUAGGAGCAAACUUUAUAUUGAUUAUUUCCAUUUUACCAAAAAUCAAACAAACAAGUAAUAGCUAUCAGAAUGGACACAUAACAUAAUUUAUAUAUGAAUUAGGUUCAUGGGCAUGAAAAAAAAAAAUUAUGCAUUUCUCCCUUGAUUUUUUUGAUGUCUGAGGGUUUCUAGGAAACAAAUAUUGUUUUCAGUCUUUAUUUCAAAUUUCCACUUAAUUACGUUCCCUUAAAGAAUGAAUAGGUUUGAGCCCCCACUUAAGUGAAUACACAUGAGGACAAAUGUUUGUGUACUUUCUACAAUCUACAUACAUAUUGUGUAUCUUCGGAUUUGUAUGCUUAGCAUUUGUAUAAAAAAUAUCUUGCAUCUGUAUUUUCUACAAGAGUUAAAUGGAAAUAUUUGGUGUGACUAUUACAAAAAAUAAUGGGACAAGCCCAAGUAUAUAGAGCUUCUCAAUAUGUUAAGAUUAUAGUCAAGGGGCCGGAUUCACUAAUGUAUGAUUGUAAUGCAUUUAACAGUGGUCAAUUACCAUCACAUUUACCAGCGAUGAUAAGAUGGGAUUCACAAAGAGAUGGUAACUCACCACGUAAGAGUUACCAUUGCAAAUCGACCUGUCCUAAUGAAAACUAUAGUUGAGCAAUGCCUCCAAUCAACAAGUGCCAUACAAAAUUCUUUAGGUUCCUUUGGUCAAAUCCAUAAGCAUGUGUUGAAAAUUUGAAAAUUUAUUUUGUUUAAUUAUAUCAAUCACGUGGGAUGUUGAAAAACCUCCCUGGCUAUUUAUUGUCAACAUGAGAACCAGUACAAACACUGUCAUACUUGUAGCUGAGUUAACAUAACAUUAUCUACUGUCAACUAAAGAAUCAGCCCAAAACACAGUUUUUAUUUAAUUAUUUACUUAAUUCUCUUCAUUGUCAAACAAGGAACUGAACCAAACACACUUUUUAUUCAUCUCCAUUUAUCGUCAAAGGAAAUAAUCUAAAUUCGUUCUUGUCCCACGUCCGUAAGUUUGUGUUUCUUUUGUAUUUUUAAUAAUAAUGUUUAAGAAUAAGAAUGCUUUAAGAAUUCACUGAUCUAUCGAUUCUAUAUACUUUUUAUAAUCUGAUAUGGGCCUUUGUUUACUUAUAAUUUUCCUAGAGUUUGCAUGAACACUAGUCUUGCUCAUUUAAUGUGAACUUUGCAUUUCUACUCCAUGUGAUAUGUAUUUGCCAUCAUUGUAAUCAUGAUAGUUAUUAAAACAAACCAAAAACUGCUUAAAUAUUGAUUUUUGGAAGAGAUAAUAUGUGAUGAUGUCUUUUGCUAGUGUUUUGAUCAGUGGUAAAAUUUACCAUGGAAAUUCUGAUGGUAAGUGGAUACCACUGCUGUCUGGUUAUGAUGGUAACUGAAGUUACCAGCGAUUUUACCAUUGCAAAUGCGUUAGUGAAUUUGGCCCAAGGUCAUUUCCCUUUUAACCUUGGUUAGAAGCAUUGGCAAGCACUCUAGGGGGCUAGACCUGAGUUAUAUUGGCCCAAAGUCAGCAUAUUUUUUGUAGACGGUAAAGAUCUGUAGUCAGUAAUUGUCCUCAAAAUUUGUGGAGUGCUAUUGUGCAAUUAUAAAAACAUUUUGGAGCCAGCUUAGGCAUGGCCAUGAAGGUUUUGUGAGUGACAAUGGUGCUCAGACUAUGCUUCUGGUGUGAUAGGAAGUACAAGGUGCAUGAAAGAGUAGACUGCAGAUUGGAGGAAGUACACAAAAAAUUUCCUUUAUUUGAAAAUGUAUACACAUAAAGCAGUAAAAUGUAAAUGUUUACUAGAUAUCUUAAAGAUGGCUCCUAGUAUGUCUUCCCCUAAGGUAGGGGACCUCUGUAUAGAAGCUGCUCAGAGGCCUCCACGUUUUUCAGUCUGGCUCUGAUACAAUUCAGACAAGCUAAGAAAAAAAAGACAAGUUGGUGAAUGACUGGCUAAAUUUAAAUCAAAUGCUGGAAAGUUGCAGUGUAUAAAAUGUACAGAAGAAAAUUUAAUCUUUGAGUGAAUUUCUGAUACCAUUUUACUUUGCUGUAGAUAGAAUUAGUGUAGGAAAUAUUUUUGGUUUAGGAAUACAAAUUUAUUUAUUGUGAUAUGUAGUUUUAAAUACCACAAAACACACGUGUGUAUAUAUAAAUAUGCAAGAAUAUGUGAAAAAUUAAGAUGAAGUGGAUUUGCUGUUUUUGGAAAAAAUGUUACGACUUUAUCAAUUUACUUUGGGAGGAAGUAAUUUUGAUUCCUAAAAGAUGGAGUGAAAGUUUCCCGUAAAUGACAUUUGAGAAACCCUGCGUGAGUUAAUAAUUUUCUCAUUAAACUGUUCUAUACUUUCUUUUGUAGGUGUUGAAAUUUGAUAAUUUCUCAGUGUACAUUGUUAUAAGUGUCUGUAGAUACUUAGCCCUUCCAUACCAUGACUUCGUGCAUAUGCACGUGUAUUGUAUGUGUCUAUAGGAUUCUCAUGUGAGAAUUAUAUGUCAAAAAUAUGGAUUUUGUACACAUUUGUCCAAGGAAAUUAGCACCAAGUUUCACUGAUUUAUGCAUUAUUGAUUUAUAUGUAUCACCUACAGCAGAUUCUACGUAGUGAAUAGAAAUGAAGCAAUAUUAAUAUUUAGCAAUGAUUUUUAUUUUACUUCUUGUUACCCUUUUUCUUUCAGACAGGAUUUUGUUAGUCAUUAUAUUUGCCUUUAUUAUAUAAUCUCAGAACGUGGCUUCUUGUACUAGAUAUUACAUUUUUGAUCUGUUGAAUAUGCUGGAUUUCUUUCUUUUGUACUUCUUUUGCACAUACAUACAUACAACAAUGAAGCCACAUCCUUGUUAAUCUGUUGUUGUCACUAACUUCCAUACUUAAUUUUGAAUUGUCCUUAUUUUAGUAUGCAUGAGUAUCUCUUACAGUUUUUGUUGAAAGAGUACCUAAAUGACAUGCCAUUCGUUUAAUUAGAAGUGCAUUACAUUAUCUGUAAUUUUUACGGUAAGUAGAGAGGUUCUUGGCCAAGUAAGUGUGUGGUGAUGCUUGAAGAUUUGAGACUUCAAUUCCUGUUCUUAAUGGUUUAGAUGACUGUAUGUGUCCUAGAUAGAGUUUUCAUUGCACUUUUUGAUGUCUGUUGUAAGAGAGUGAAUAUUUUUUUGAGAAAUGAUGAAUCAUAAUGAAAGAAUUUGAUGCAAGAAAUUUUUAAUUAUUAACUGUGCAAAUGGAAUGCACAAAAAAAGUUACGUUAGUUUUGUUUGGAAAUCCAUAGAGUAUCACCCUAUCGGUGAGGAAGAACUAGUGAUUAUACUUUUGGAAUGACAGUGUUCUCUUCCCUUAGGCACGUACAAAUAUAUCUAAAUGUUCACUUGCCAACUGAACAACAAAUGUACUCCUGUAAUCUGCAUCAGUUACUUUGUACUUUGAAAAAGUUGCAUUCUUGCUCUUUCUACUUAUAUGCAGAGUGUCCUUUCAGAGGUACUCUUAAAUGAAUAUAGAUUGUUAUCAGAAAAGUAUAAUGUAAGGGUACUGUUGGCAAGUGUGUUUCUCAUAGCUGUAGUCAUGUUUGGUGUGAAAUUAAUUCCAGUGGACAGAAGCUAUAGACAUAAACUGCCCAUGAUUCUUCUCUUUAUUUUUUGCUCUCAAUUUUCCUCUCACUUUGACAUGACUGAAUGUCUUUAGGCUAUUUACUUACAACACUGACUUAAUUAUUAUUUGCCAUCUUAUGCUUGAAGAAGUUUGAGGGCAGUCUUCAAGAUACCUCAGAGUCAUCAGUUCAUAUUACACAUAUCAGAUUAAGUUGUUGUCUUCAAAGUUAACAGUGUGUGACUUUGUAUGUUUAAAAAUGUAAAAAACUCUUAAGAGGAAGAGCUUACUUUAUUAAACAGUGUGGAUUGUGUGGCCAAGUAUCCUCCUUUGAAUUAUGCAGCUGGACCACUUAAAAACAUUUGGAUUAUUGGUAAAUUAUUUAUAAUAGAGGGUCUGAAAAAGGCACUGAAAAAAGUGUGAAUAUAGGGAAAUGGGACAGGAACCAUAGAAGGAUUUUUAAAAAUGUCUUUUCUUUUAAUAAGGGGUGGGGUGAAACAUAGGGAUUUUAUGAUGUGCAUUUUGUCUUGCAGACUUACACUGCUGGAUAAUCAACUGAUUUUUUCUUAAUGGGGAAGAGUAGUAGUUAGAAAUUUUAACCAUUCUGGAGAACUGGACAAUUCAUGAUUUUCUUCCAUGAAAUAGUAUGUGACAGAGAAUGAAUGAAAGAAUGUUUGUGGUUUUUGUGUACAAUCUUAGACUAUAUGUUCUCUGUAUCUGUGCAAGCAAUUCUUGUACAGAAAGGCCAUGAAAAGCUUAUGCAAGUCUACUUGAAGUGUACUUGAACUCUUGCUUGUUCAGAGGCUGAUAGUUUUCUAUAUAUUUUACAAAUUUUAAGAAGGAUUAAGUGUAUAUAAAAUAAUGGUAUGUAUUGCAGCACUUAUAUUAGGCAGAAAAUAAUACAGAGGUUUGAGAUAUGAUGAUUUUGACAAUGUUUUUAAGCGGAGUUGUGUUUUAAAGGCUAGCGAGAUAUCUUUAAAUUUACAAAGAAGUCACAACAUGUUUAUAUUAGGAAUGUUUAUAUUUUAAAAUGAAAUUAGUUUUGUUUUAUUUACAUAUCACAAUUUUAGUCUUAUAGUGCAAUGUGAUGGAUGGAUAGGUUACUGUUGAUAUAGUUAUUAUUAUUAUUAUAAAACUUAUCUUAAUUUUUUUUCUUCUUAGUAUUUAUCAAGUGGUCUUGAUUACAUAAUGAUAAUUAUUUAGGUUGUGUAUUUAUAGACAAGGAAAUUUGUAAACUUGAAGUUUUUGAGAGGGAGAGUUUUAUCCUGUAAAAUCUGCCAAUGAGCUUCGUGAAAUUACAGUGGUUGUUAAAUUUGUAAGGAAAACAAAUAAAGUUUUAUGUUAAC